AUGAGAGAGCAAGUCCAGGCGGAGAUUACAAGAUGCUUAGAGUUCCUUAAUUACGUAUAUAGUAUUUUCAAGUUUAAGUUCGAACUGCUUCUCUCCACUCGCCCUGAGAAAUUCCUGGGUGAAAUUUCGGAGUGGAACGAGGCGGAAAAGGCGCUUAAAAAUGCUAUCAAUGAUGUAGGACUUCCAUUUAAACUCAAUCCAGGAGAUGGUGCAUUCUAUGGGCCAAAAAUCGACAUUACUCUCUAUGAUGCACUAGGUAGGAAGUGCCAGUGUGCAACAAUACAGCUGGACUUUCAGUUGCCUCAAAGAUUUGGUUUGAAGUAUGCAGCCUCUGACGGCACUUUCAAAACUCCUGUCAUUGUGCACAGGGCAAUUCUUGGAAGUAUUGAGAGAAUGAUAGCUAUUAUUAUUGAGAGCUUUGGAAAGAAACUCCCAUUCUGGCUCACACCCAGACAGAUAGCAAUUAUACCUCUAUUUGUUGAUGAGUAUGCUAGUGAGAUUAAGGAAAUACUGAGCGAUUUUCAGGUAAAGAUAUUCGAUGACAAAGGGCUGACUCUGAAUAAGAAGAUUAGAAAUGCAACAGUUGAUGGUUUCAGGCUGGUUUGCAUUGUUGGCCAAAAGGAGAAGGAUGGCCGAGAAAUCAAUAUUAGGUUGGAAUCUGGAAGCAACUGUAAUAUGAAACUUGAAGAAUUUAUUUCAUUUGUCGAGAGAGUGGCUGAGUCAAAGGGAGACCUGUCUGAAUGUCUACUUGACUUAAAGGCUCUCAGUUUGAAAUAA
Messenger RNA from Vittaforma corneae ATCC 50505, 777 nucleotides. RefSeq lists its product as uncharacterized. Bases 1 to 777 code for a protein of 258 amino acids. Lineage: Eukaryota; Fungi; Microsporidia; Nosematidae. Gene Ontology annotation, cellular component: cytoplasm; mitochondrion. The record is from RefSeq and is a predicted model, not a curated record. Gene Ontology annotation, biological process: threonyl-tRNA aminoacylation. The transcript has a single exon. Gene Ontology annotation, molecular function: threonine-tRNA ligase activity; ATP binding.